GUUAACCAUCGCUCAAGGAGAGCGGCCGGAACUCCAGACCCGGAACUUACAGACGAAGGUUGAGGGUCAGCUUGGGGUCGGAGAGGGGCAAGCGUCGAGUUUCCGCGCGGCUGAAGAGUGCGGGCGCACGCGCUCUGGGAGGAGCCCUGGGGAAAUAUAUUAAUCUUUAAAAGGAAAUUUAAAUGUCUUCAGAAGACAAAGAAGCUCAAGAGGAUGAGCUUCUUGCUUUGGCAAGUAUUUAUGAUGAAAAUGAGUUCAAGAGAGCAGAGAUUGUACAGGGGGGAGAAAUGAGAGUCUCUGUGGACCUUCCACAAAACUUUGAUAUAUUUAUGACUGGCAGUCCUUUAGAGAAUCUUCAGAACGGCAAAUUCGAAUGCACAGUUUGCUUCUUACCUCCAAUUGUUCUGAAUUUUGAAUUCCCAGUAGGGUAUCCAUCAACCUCCCCACCCGUAUUCACUCUCAGUAGCAAAUGGCUCUCCCGAGCACAGCUCACCGCACUUUGCAAGCACUUAGACAAUUUAUGGGAAGAAAACCAAGGUUGUGUGGUCUUGUUUGCUUGGAUGCAGUUUCUCAAGGAAGAAACACUUGGGUAUCUGAACAUUACCUCCCCAUAUGAGCCAAAGAUUUGCAGCCAAGAACAAAAGCAAAACAGAACACAUGAAGAAGCUUGCUGUGCCAUAGCAAGUGCUGCAGCAGCACAGGAAGAAACCCUUGAUCCAAGAGCUAUACAAGAUGUUGAGUCUCAGUCCAGCCUGAUUAGAGAAAUACUAGACUUUGAUCAGGUCCAAAGAGAAAAGUGCUUUAAUAGUAAGAUGUACUUAUGCGAUAUAUGCUUUUCCGAAAAGCUGGGAAGCGAAUGUAUGCACUUCAUGGACUGCAGCCAUGUGUAUUGCAAAGCCUGUCUAAAGGACUACUUUGAAAUUCGGAUCAGAGAUGGGGAGGUCCAUUGCCUGAGUUGUCCAGGAUCAGAAUGUUCUUCUGUUGCUACUCCAGGGCAGGUGAAAGAGCUGGUUGGAGAGCAGCUAUUUGCACGUUAUGAUCGUCUGCUGCUUCAGUCCAGCUUGGAUUUGAUGGCAGAUGUGGUGAACUGCCCACGUCCCUGUUGCCAAACACCGGUGAUGCAGGAACCAUGCUGUAGCAUGGCCAUCUGUUCCAGGUGCAAUUAUGCCUUCUGCAUCCUGUGUAAGAGGAGUUAUCAUGGUGUCUCUCCAUGUAAAGUCAGUAUAGAGAAAUUAAUAGAUUUGGAGAAUGAUUACCUUGAAGCGGAUGAGGAUACAAGGAAGUUUUUAGAGCAACGCUAUGGGCAAAGGGUGAUUCAAAAGGCACUGGAGGAAAAGGGAAGCAGAGAAUGGCUGGAAAGGAAUUCCAAAGCAUGUCCCUCCUGUGGCACUCCUAUACAGAAGUUAGAUGGCUGUAACAAAAUGACAUGCACUGGCUGCAUGCGGUACUUCUGUUGGCUUUGUAUGAGAUUGCUGUCAAAGGAAAAUCCAUAUGGACACUUUAAUGAUCCAGCCUCCCCAUGUUUUGACCGGUUAUUUCAGGUUCUGCAAGAUGAUGCUGACUUCCAGGAUGAGGACUAACCCUCACCCCAGUGUCAAAAGCUGAAAAAAGCAACAUUGAGGCAGUUGCCAUAUAUGCUCUGUGCCUGAUUCCCACGCCAUCCUGCCGUUACUGGAAUUAUAAGAGGGCAAAGGAAAAGCUGCAGAAUGCUUACAAAGCUGCUUUGGUGAUACCAAAAGCCUUGAUUCCCAUAGAUUUUUUUAAAUUUUAAAAUAAUAUAGAGAACUGAAAAUCAAGCAAAACUCUAAAUUAGAUACUUUGCAGUUUGUUCUUUUUUUGUAAUUGGUCCUUUACCGCUAAAACAGACUCAGCAGUCAGCUGAGAAUGUAAGCAUCAUUUGCUUGUUCUUUAUAAUUGUACAAAUGUGAAAUUCCUAAAUGUUCCCCCUUGCAAAACAAACAAACAAAACAAAACAAAAAACAAGUUUCUGGGUAGGGCCUGGUCCAGUGGGAGAAUGGAGAUGCCACCCCAGUUUUAUCAUGUUUGUGUUUUGGUCAGAGGAGAGGGGAUUUGUGUGCCUAUAUCUCUUAGAAGGAACCCAUUCCUGCAGGUAUUAAUGCAGCAGAUGUUCCAGUUCUGGAAUCUGUGUCUUCAUUCUUGUCCCGAUAUAUGCUGUAUCUCUAGAACGACCCUACAAAAAAUAGCAAUUUAUAUGAAAUAUCCUAAUGUGGACUCAUCUUUCUUGUGCUUCUACCCCAGCUGUAUUUAUGCCUCAGCUUUGAUUUUUUUAAAAAAUCCCAUGAUGAAUGUAGACAGCCAUAUAACAGACUGGUAACUUACCACAGCCAGGAGAAGAGCCAGGGGAAGAGUUCAUACCUUGCACCAGCACAGGGUUCUGGGGGGAGUACGAUGGUAACAUUCUCCUGACCAAUUGCCUGGACACGAUGACAGUGUGCAUCUAUCCACUUGGUAACUUACUACUAUAAAUGUGUAAGAUGAAAGUUAAUUGGAAUGCCUUUGAUAAUGGGGUCUGAGUAAUAUAUUUUGGUUGUUCUAUAAAUUUGGCUAUUGCAUUUCAAGUAAAUACUGACAUUUGAUAAUGUAAAGCCUACACAAUAAUGGUUGCUGCUGAAGAAGUCACUAUAGAUGGUUCCAUAGAGACAUAUGAAGUAGAAAGCCUGUUGUCUUUUCUACGAUGAUGAUGUAUAUUGUAUCAUAACUUCUGUUAGUGUAAGGAACCACCUCUUACGGCUUUUUUAGGAGCUGGUUGUAAAACAUGCUGAUUUGCUAACCCAAAAUUUUAAAAACACUUUUUUAAAUUUUACAAAUCAAGCACUGAAUCGCAAUAUUCUUUAAAGAGAUUUUUUUAUAAACUUCAACACAUAAGGAUAACAAGAGAAUUUGGUUCAGAGGCUCAAACUAUGUAUGAAAUUUGGCAUGUCAUGUUCUAUUAUGUAUGUUAAUUCUAACACAGCAGUAGAGGAUGUUUCCCUACCACCUUCCCUAGUGGCUGCAGAUGCCAUUCUCCUCUUACACAGAAGGAAGACUAGGAAGUCUUUGUGCCUGUUGCCUAGUUGGUGUUCAGGCUUACUCAAGCCCAUCUACUACCUUCUAGUUGAUACAGAUUAGGGACUGCCAAAGAAGUCAAGUCCAUUAUUAAUAAACCCCUUCCUGCAUUGUGUUGUAAUGACUCACCUUCUUUGAUCUGCGUUACCAACAGCUGUAACAUUCAGAUAAUAAAGUGAUUCAGAAAUGAGACCAGUAAUCCUUCCCUCAUGCAUUUCCAAUCUACGUAAGCUUGUAUGAGCCUUAGUAGGAGAAGGAAGUGGCAUACCCCCCAUUCCUUCUGUGAGCAGCCUGAGAGAGUAAGGGCAUGCAUAGACCUUAAAGAUACCUAGCUAGUGUUCCCCAUGAUUUGGAAAAAUUUAACAACAAACUGAUUAUUUUGGAAAACGUGUAUCUUUUUAGUUUAGAAAAAUCACAUUAGUAGCAAAGUACCACAUAAUUUGACACUGAGUUUUUGUGAAUCAAACAAAUAAAUUCAUUUCUUUUAAAUCUCUUCCGAGUACAUGCCACAAUCUGUUACAAAGAAUAGACACAUUUCUGUUGUUCAUUUGGUCUUGCUUAUUAAAACAUGGGCCCUUCCUCUUGGAGCUUAUUGCAUCCCUUGCUAGCUACUGCCUCCACCUGGUUUAGGUCCCAAUUCAAUUUUUCCCCCAACACGUUAUGUUCUUGUAGACUUGUAACAAGUGGUGGUGAAAAUCUCCAACACAUGGUUCUCCUUCCAGAGUCUUAAGAGAUUUAGUCACUGUAUGGUUUCUUGGACUGGCUUCUUUCUGCUUCCGUUUCUUUCAUACUGUAUAAGGGAUCCACUAACUUGUUGUGGACUAGCAUCAAACCUGUCACCAUGGAAAGCAUUAAGUAAAAUAAAGUUUGUAAAGCAAAA
Messenger RNA from Heteronotia binoei (common prickly gecko), 3946 nucleotides. It is a transcript of the gene RNF14, whose product is annotated as ring finger protein 14. Gene Ontology annotation, cellular component: ubiquitin ligase complex; cytoplasm. NCBI's taxonomy places the organism in Eukaryota, Metazoa, Chordata, Lepidosauria, Squamata, Gekkonidae. The record is from RefSeq and is a predicted model, not a curated record. The coding region runs from base 183 to 1580 and encodes 465 amino acids. The transcript is spliced from 8 exons. Gene Ontology annotation, molecular function: ubiquitin protein ligase activity; ubiquitin conjugating enzyme binding; zinc ion binding. Gene Ontology annotation, biological process: ubiquitin-dependent protein catabolic process; positive regulation of proteasomal ubiquitin-dependent protein catabolic process; protein polyubiquitination.